CAAAAAAUAGAUAUACAAAGACUAGCAAAAUGGCUUUUGCCCAAUCUUUCGACAACCAAAGCUCUGAUUUAAGAAUCAAUGUUAUGGUCGUGGACGAUGAUCCUGUUUUCCUAGGAGUUGUGUCACGCAUGCUCGAAAAAUCCAAAUAUAGAGAUCCGUCGUUUAAGGAGAUCUCAGUUAUAGCUGUACAAGACCCGAUCGAAGCAUUGUCUACUCUUAAAACCCAAAGACACAAUAUCGAUCUUAUAGUCACAGAUUAUUACAUGCCUCACAUGAACGGUCUACAACUCAAAAAGCAAAUCACUCGAGAAUUUGGCAAUAUACCGGUUAUAGUCAUGUCAUCGGACAGCAACAUAGAACAUGAGAGUUUGGCUUGUGGAGCAAAGUGUUUUCUUCCAAAACCCAUCAGACCAACUGACAUACCCCAGAUCUACCAAGUUGCUUUAACUUAUAAGAGGAAUGAUAAGUCCAUAUUAUGGACCGAACCCAACUACAGGGACACAGAUGUUAGCAUCCCUCAGCAAAUCCAGUUACUUACUGAACAAGCUAAUGUCUUGAAGACCAAUAAGAGGUUCUCACCUAUAACGGAUUCAAGACCCGUGAACAGUUCAAAUGGAAGUUAUGUUAGUACAGACGGUUCAGGAGAAAACCGAAAAAGAAAAUCAAACGGUGGUUCUGAUGAUGAUUCGCGGCCCUUGAAGAAGCCUAAGAUAAAGUGGACGGACGGUCUUCAUGACCUUUUCCUACAAGCUAUCCGAUAUAUUGGUCUUGACAAGGCUGUGCCAAAGAAAAUCUUAGAGUACAUGAACCUACCGUACUUGACAAGAGAGAACAUAGCCAGCCAUUUACAGAAAUAUCGAAUAUUCUUAAGGAAAGUUGCUGAACAAGGUUUUUCAUGUUCAAGAAUGUUGCCGACUAAAGGCAUAGACUCGAUAUUUCUGCAGGCUCACCUCAGAGAUCCGUACUACAACAACAACGCACCAUCUUCUUCUUUGUACGACACAACUAUUAACAAUAGAUCAUUCUAUUCCAAAUCCGGACAAGGUUAUGGACAGUCUAGACUCUUAUCCAACACAGCUGAGCCCGUCCGCUUCAACCAGAUGCCUUACAACUACAUGAACCGGUCAUCCACCUAUGAGCCGCGAGGUAUUCGAUCAAACUUAACCAUUCCCACCAAAAGCAACCUCAGUUUCCCAAUCCAACCAUCUCAAAACGAAGGAAGAAGAAGCCUUUUCGAACCAACCGUGAUGGCGAACAAAACUGUCCAAACAUCUCAAGUUAUGGGGUUUGGACAUGGACUUUCGGCUAUUAAUGGUACUAGUUUCAACAAUAACAUGGUGAGCAGCUAUGAAAGAUUGACCCCUACUCAACCAGGAAUAAUGAGCUAUGAAAAUUUAACUCCUAGUCAACCAGGAGUGAGAAGCUAUGUAAAUUCAACUUUUGAUCAGCCAGGAAUGAACAACCAUGGAAGUUUGACUCCUGACCAACAGGGAAUGCGCAGCUACAGAAGUUUAACUUCUAAUCAACUAGGAGUGAACAUCAAUGGAAGUUUUUCUCAAACUCCUAAUCAACCAGGAAUGAGUAGCUAUGGAAUUUCAACUUCUAAUCAACAAAGAAUGAACAACAAUGGAAGUUUGACUGCUGACCAACAUGGAAUGAGUAGCUAUGGAAGGUUAACUUCUAAUCAACUAGGAAUGAGCAGCCGUGGAAGUUUAUAUCCAAAUCAACCAGGUCUGAACAGUUAUGGAAGUGUAACUUAUAAUGCAAGUGUAAACAUCCAUGAAAGUUUAACUCCUAAUCAACCAGGACCUAGCAACUUCUCGUAUGGGAUGCAAAUGUUCUUAAACAACGAGAACACUGCAUAUAAGCCUCAGGCACAUGACAAUGCAACUACACAGCCAAAUCUUGAAAUUCCUCAACUGGAGAAUCUCAGCUUGUGUGAUUACCUCAACAAUACUGAUGAGCUUUUUUGCAAUAUAAGUAACCUCCAGAUCGACCACAACAAGCAACAAGAAGAAGCAGUUUCUACCAACAAAUUUGAGCUCCCUGCAAAUUUUGAGACUGAACUGAAUCAGUUUUUUUCUCUUGAGGAAAAUGGUGACGGGAACUUUGUGAACAUAAAUCAGGGACGUUCUGAUGGAGAAACAUCAAACAUUGUUGCUGCCCCGGAGACGAAUUAUCCAGUUUUCAACAUGAACCCUAAUCAUGAGCAGGAACAAGGUGUUCCAGAUUUUGUCGAUUGGUCGUCACUGGAUCCGAAGGAUUUUGCUAAUGAGUACGAUUUCGUGGACUCGCUGUUAACCAAUGACAUGAAUUAGCAAAGGUUCGAUCCAAGAUGGUCUCAAAGCGAGGUGGAGAAAUAAAACCAGCAAUGCAUAGUAGGUUCUAAGCAAAU
Messenger RNA from Brassica oleracea var. oleracea, 2395 nucleotides. Its product is annotated as putative two-component response regulator ARR21. Gene Ontology annotation, biological process: phosphorelay signal transduction system; cytokinin-activated signaling pathway. The transcript has 9 exons. The record is from RefSeq and is a predicted model, not a curated record. Lineage: Eukaryota; Viridiplantae; Streptophyta; Magnoliopsida; Brassicales; Brassicaceae. Gene Ontology annotation, molecular function: DNA binding. The coding region runs from base 30 to 2318 and encodes 762 amino acids.